AAUAUAAAUACAAAUUGGAAAUCGAUUGAGAUGGGACAAUCCUCAAGCCAACAACGGAGAAUUGAACGCCGACUCCAACCGGGUGAUCACAUCACCACUGACAGAUACGUGUUUGUCUACCAGCAUCACGGAAUAUAUGUGGGAGACGACAUGGUGAUUCAUUUGCUACCACUCGUAAAGCAAGGUAACUCUUCUAUCCAAUGCCAAAAAUGUGGACACACCCCAAGCACACACGGUGGGAUCGUCAAAACAUGCUUGUCUUGCUUUCGCGACGGCAACUCAAUGGAUAUUAUUUGUUAUAAUUCGUGGGACUGCAAGGCUCCUGAUGAAGUUGUGAAGACUGCCACCGAGUUUUUAGAAGGAAUAAGGAGCUUCGGUGACUACAAUUUUGUUUUUAACAACUGUGAGGACUUUGCAUCAUUCUGUAAGACAGGCACAAAGUCAUCUGAGCAAAGAGCAAAGGGAAUUACAUUAGCUACUGUGGCCGUAGCUGCACUACCGGCGGUCAAAAUAUCGCGUUUGUUUUAGCUGCACUAACCAGCAACCGUGGCUGUAACCGCACUAACCGGCGGUUUUAAGUUCG
Messenger RNA from Mangifera indica (mango), 583 nucleotides. Its product is annotated as protein LEAD-SENSITIVE 1-like. The record is from RefSeq and is a predicted model, not a curated record. The transcript has 2 exons. NCBI's taxonomy places the organism in Eukaryota, Viridiplantae, Streptophyta, Magnoliopsida, Sapindales, Anacardiaceae. Bases 31 to 528 code for a protein of 165 amino acids.